AUGUCCAUGGCCUCAGCGUGCGAGGAGUGGCAGCAUGAGUGCCUCUGUGGCUUCCCUCGAUGUAUUGACUCAUUGCUUGUCGGUGACGGCACUCUUGACUGUGUGGAGGGCUCUGACGAACUGAGCAUAGACAAGAGCUCCUACAUUUGUCCGUCAGACGGCUCACAGACCUUGGAUCAAAGAAGACGACGCCGCCGUCAGAUUAAUGAAGGAGUACGAACUGACGUGUUGAGGACGAUCAUCCCAGAGGCUGACCAUCCUACCGGCCUCCUGACCUCCACCGUUGGCACCUUCGUCAACGAUGGCACCACCUCAGAGUACGCCACACUGGUGUAUGGCACCAGCCUCAACGGGCAUUACACUAAACUCGCCUCCACCUCCUCACGGGUGUUCUUUGCAAUGCCGACUCGACUCUCCAGUGGAUCACCCGAGGAAUUGACUUCGUCAGAACUACAGACACAAGUUACUGACGACACCACGACAAUAUACACCACACGUUACUUGCACACACAUAUUGAUGGAACAUACGCCAAGCUCAUCGAAACUAUGUCGGAUGUACGUUCUCAUCUCUCCCAAUCCCCCACAGUUCCCUUCAGCAUCCCUGUCCAGGGUACCUUCUUCACAGAAGCUUCAGGAGGACAGCGAACCCAGCUGAAGGUCAGUCUCGUUGACGGCUCCUCGAAUCCCCAUCCUGUAGCUGAUGAGGUAGUGACGCUGACGGGCACACAAGGACAGUUCAUCAAGGAUGGUCCCUCUCAGCCCACCACCUACAAUGUCUUCACAGGGUCUUACGCCAAGGACCACCGCACUUACCUCUUCUUCUUUGGCAACACAGCCUUGCCACAGUCUCCUGGGAUUGAAGGACCGACGAGAGUUACCCAGACUCACACCGAAGUAGUUCUCAAAAAAGGUGGACAUCAGUCCAGGAUCAUCGUGGAUAUGGAAAAGGAUCUUCAGAUGACUGUGCCAUCCAAAACUCAGAACAUCGACUCCACAGUUGCCCCUGAUCUCCUGAUGGGGGAGGGAAUGGUUGAUGGUCGCAUCAUGGGCGGGGUGUUUAUUGAAGGCUCUGAGGGCUUUGACAUGGAAGGUACACAGAGACAGGGUGGUGAGACAAGCAUGCUCACUAUUACUAUUGGUCGUCCCGUCGCCCACACCCGCAUGGUCCAGCCUGCGUCAGUCACGCAUCCAGAAGAGGUUACAGUCCUCAGCAUGGCUGACAUGCUUCGCGAUACUAGUGAUACUGAUAAUGAGAUUGACGUGUCUCUCCUGCGGGCCCGCAAGGCUCGCCUAACCAACGGAGAGAUCAUCGCAGAUCUACGAACCUCUCGCCCGCUGGAAGUCAACUUACCCACCUAUACAGUUAAUCAACCAAACGUUCCUCUGGAGCAAGUUGUGGCACUCAGCAAGCACAUUGAAAGGAAAACAGAGAAAUCGGUGGAGAGAAGCGUGAGUGAAAAGCAUCAGGAGUCUCAUCAACGUGAGGGUAAAUCCGUCACUGACAUUCGAGCCAGAUUCAACCUGGCCAGUGGUGGAAGCGAGUCUAACCUUCCCACUGUUACCUAUGUAGGCUUUGCCGACUUUACGACCACUAUUGCUGGCACCGUCGUGGUGUUCACACCUCGUUCAGGAACCCCGAAUAAGGUAGUAAAGCCAGCGACGUCGAGGACUAAAGAGCUACAUUCACAAAUAACAUCAAAUCCAGCCCUGCCCCAACAUGCAUCAGAGCCGACUGCUCUUGCUCCCCGUCUGGCCACAGAGCCGACUAUUCUGGCACCGUCUGUCACAGAGCCGACUAUUAUAGCCCCAUCUACCACAGCGCCAACAGUUCUAGCACCGUCUAUUGCAGAGCCAGUAGUUCUAGCACCGUCUGCUGAAGAGCCAAUAGUUCUAGCACCGUCUGCUGCAGAGCCAACUGUUCUAGCACCAUCUGUUCCAGAGCCAAUUGUUCUAGCACCGUCUGCUGCAGAGCCAAAUGUUCUAGCACCGUCUGUCACAGAGCCUGCCACUCAAGCAUCGUCUGCCUCACAACCAAUUGUUCUAGCACCAUCUGUCGUAGAGCCAAUCGACUCUAGCACAGCCAGCUGCAGAAUCGACCAAUCUAGCACCCCAUCUAGCCACAGAGCUGACUACUCUAGCGCUCGCCUAGCUACUUCCAGGCAGACUGAGGGAAAUACUAACAGUGAACCACCUGCACAUACUCCUCCCAUUAGGACGUCUGACCAGAAAGGGGACGUGGAAACCAGGAUGGUCACACAGACAGAAGGAACCUUGGUAAGGACACCAGGCCAAGACGAAGGUUUCAUUGAUGCCAUGGACAACGUAUUCUCCACUAUCUCUACUCUAAGAUUCAACACGGAUGACCGAUACCCUACCGGCCUAGUGUCGUCAAUUGGUGGAACUAUUGUCAGAAAUGGAAUGACCACUCUCCUCACCACUUACGUGUAUGGCACAUACAUUCGUGAACAGUAUGCACAGAUAGUGCAGAGCACCUCUAGCAUCUUCUAUCUCGUCUCUCGUUCUGCAACUCCUUUAAUUCAACCUACACCUUCAGUGCAAAAUAUUGCUGCGACACUAAGUCCUGAGAAGCCAGGAACAGCAACAGAAGAUUACAACCUUUAUGACUACGAGUACGAUGGUUAUACUACAGAGAAUUUACCAAAGGGUAUUAAGGAAAUCGUCGACAAUGCGCUGGGACGCUCCGUGGCCUCUAGCCCCGGACAGCAGCUGAUUGUAGAUACCGAGAGUGGUAAAGAAGCAAAGGAAGAGAUCGCCCCAGUCACACCAGUAGCUGUUACACCAGAACCUACAGAGACGGAACUCCCUCCUGAUUCAGUGACCGUCUACACCCAUUACACCACCUAUUUCACAGAAGGCAUAACGACACUGCGAAAAGAACCCCUUUUUGGGUUUACUACCACUCAGGCGAAUCCAUUUGAGGUGAAUCCAUUUGGAUUCACCACCACCGAGCUGAAUCCAUCUGGAUUUGCAGACACUGAGGCGAAUCCAUUUGGGUUUGCUGAAACUGAAGAUCAUAAUUCAUUUGGAUUCAAUACCACUGUGGAUGAUUCAUUUGGGUUUGCUACUACUGAAAAAAGUCCAUUUAGAUUUACUACAAACGAGGAUAAAUUCUUUGAAUCCACUGUCAAAGACAAUAAUCGAUUUGGAUUCAUUACUAAAAAACCAUCUAGAUUCACCACUACUGAGGAUAAUAUAUUUGGAUUUACCACCACUGAAACAACUCCAUUUGGACUCACCCCUUCAGAGAAAAAUACAUUUGGACUGGCAACAGAUAUGCCCAAAGUAAAGGACCAUGAGCAUAGCAAAAUGACCAAGUCCACUGGCCUUCUCUCCACUAUUCGAGGCAGCACUGUUGUUAACGGCACCACUACAGUCUUCUCCACCAACAUCAUUGGCACUGUGGUCGAUGGAUUAUAUGCCCAGAUUCAGUCGACCACCAGCAUCAUCAUUCUUCCAUCCUCUGAGGUGGUACCACUCUUCCUGCCCUCUCCCACUAAGGAGACCACCACCAGCCUCCCAUUCUUUUUCCUCCCAACAACCAGUGAGGAGGCUACACUGUCGCUAGCGACCCUAGAACCAGUUUUUCCCUUUGUCAUAGAUGAGGAGGAAGUCGACGUUCCUGUAACUCAACCAACACUGUUUGCAACACCAACACUCGACUCAUCCCUGGUAGACCCGAAAGCUGACGUGACACCCGUGGAUACUGCCACAGAUGCUCUUCCAGAUUAUGACUUUACUGAAGAACCAGAAGAUGAUUUACUAUUGCAUGAAAACAAAGACAAAGCGAAUUUUCCCUCGACUAACCGCAAUCAGUUCCCUAUGCGAAUUCCAGGCUCUCGCAGGCGACCUGAUAUACUACCUUUCUUGAGGCGCACGUCAUUCCGACCCCGACCAGAAACCAUUACCAGGGAUGGUGUGACGCCAACGGUAAUUGCAACUCCUGCAAGUACCUCAGAGGAAGAAAAGCUUCUGUCAACCACACGUCCCUUCAGAUUUGCUUUUGCAGAUUCUCCAACUGUCCGUGCAUCCCCAGUCACGACCUCUGCUCGCUUCCGCUUCCAGUCUCCUGGAUCAGUACUACCACCUGGAUCUUCCCGUCCAGGAUUCUUUGGUACAACAAGUAUUAGACACAGUUCCCCAGGAUUUCGAUUUGGUUCAAGUGGCAUAGGUCAUUUUGGUGGUUCAAGCAGCCCUGGAGGCUUCAGGUUAAGUAGUGUACGCUCAUCUGUUUUCCCAGGAGCCAGCAAAGUUAUCUCACCCUCCUCAGUGUUGCACAAAGUUAAAACUACAAUUGCUCCUGACUCUGACCUAACACCAUAUGAAGAUGAGGAAUUUGAAGACUUUGAUGCACCACAUUCCAACAAUCCACAGGCAGGUUUCCGGCAAUUCAGCUUCCGACCCAGACAGCAGGCUGACACUGCAGGAACAAGGUCCAGCAUUCCUUUUGCACUGCUAAACCGUCGUCCGGGAAGUACAACUGCUGCCAGAGAAGCACCAAGUCCAAGUAGAUUAUCUCCAACCAUUAAAUCACCAAGUGACACAGAGCUUUACGAAGAGGAAGAACCCAUUUCACAGCCAGCUAAUCCAUCUCCAGGUGCUGGCUUCCGCAUUAAUCGGUUAAGCUUGGAUGAACGAAGACGCAACCGUUUCCGUCAGAGUAGACCUGACUUGUCUAAGUUGUUCCCCCGUAGAAAUUCCUUGAAGUCAGACCUAGACAAUGAGGCCACGAGGGUUGCACCUGUGUUUGUUGAAGCCGAUGGAAGAUUCCUCACACCUGAAGAACUAGAGUCUAUAUUAGCAGAUGAGGUUAUACCAGAAGAGACUGUAGUCAGGAAGAAACGUCAGGCAGGUGAUUUUGGAAUGCGCACCACAGCUAGAGGAACAGCCAGACGUCCAUUAGUAAGAGGAAGUGGCCGCUCUCGAGAUUCAUUGCCCUUAGCACCUCCCCCUAAGUCAUCUGACUCACCAAGAGGUCGCCAGAGACCCUCACGUCCAUCAGCCCCGACUCCUCCACAAAAGGACAGAGGCUCCCAGUUUACACUGACUAAUGCUAAUCCUAGAGUACGAGGUCGUGGGCCCACCCCAAAGCAGGAGGCAAAACCUGCUGAAGAAAAAGUAAGUGAACCACCACCAAAGCCUUCAGCACCAUCAAGAAGUCGAUCUUCACUCCCAGCCAGACCUCGUGCCUCAAGAACCCGGGCGACUGUUCCUUUGGGCAACAUCCGUGGUCGAGGAUUCAGAAGACCUGCCACUGACAAUAAUGUGCGUGAUUCUAGUAAGUUCACACCAACACGACAAUCCAGCUCCCCGAUCAGAAGGCCAUCAUCACUUAACUCAAGAAAUGGCGAAAACCGAAACCGAAGGCCUGCUGGAAACCGCAAACCACCACCUUCCUCGAACCCCAUCAAGGAGUUUAGAAACAGACCUUCUCCUCCGGUUACAACUGAGGCACCAGCUAUCUUUCCCAGUGAAGAUGGUGGUUUCUUGAUCCAGGACGAACUGACAAUCACUCGUGAGAAGCCUGUGAAGGCGACAAUUCCUGUGGUUGAAGACGGCAAGACAGUGCAAAAAGAGGUUAUCACUGCUUCUCUGCAGACGGAAGUCAUCCAACCAGACCAGAUAACACAGACAGAGAUCGACGGUGUCAUUAAGCUGCUGCUCAGCACAAUUGAUGGAGGCAACGAAAUUACACACUACAUUGUUGACCCUGUGGAGACUACCUCAGUCACCUUCACCCCCACUUUCAUUGGAGGUCGCCGCACAUCAGCCUCUGUUGUUCUUCCCUCAACUGCCUACAACGUCGUCUCCGUUGUUAAAACCAAACAAGGUGGGGAUAUACAACAGCUGCUGCAGCUGCUACUGGCACAGCAGCAACAAACACAAAACCCACUUCUGGCAGCACUGGGACUGGGGCAGCCUAUGACCAGUGAAGUGGUACACACUAGAUCCUUUGUCACUACCGUCACCAACAUUGUCUCGACAGCAAUCCCAAUCAUUUUCCGCGGGAAAACCAUCCAGACUACGGUUGUAGAGUCUGAAGUGGAGGUAGUGACGGCAACGGAAUUCAGCACAGAGACCGUUGUGACCCAUGGCACAGCUGGACCUCUCACCAAUGCCAACCCUCUGAACCAACUACUGCCAUUCCUGCUUCAAGGGCAACUACAGCAACAAUCUCCUCAGAUUAGACCCACACGUGAACCCUCCAUAGAUGCCUCAAAGGUUGAUCCCCAGCUCCUCGACCAGCUCCUAAAACAGCAGCAAAAUGAUAAAGCAGGGCGCCAGCAAAGAGCCAAGCCUGAGCCUCCACCCACACCAGCACCAGUGGAGACAUCAAUUGUCACGAUGUAUGUAUCAGGCAGGAGACCAGGAGAAUUCUCCACCAUCCUCUCCACCGUCACCAUCUCUGGAGAUGCCACCCGCAGGAAGAGAGGUUCUCUUAACACUAAGGAUGUGCAGGCCACAGUUCUCCCUCAAUACAUCGAGACGGAUAAGGGUCUCUUCCAACUCCCUGAUACUUACAGCGAGGAUGAUAUAGAUUGGUUUAUUGUAUCUGCUAUGAACGAGAUAGAUACCAGUGAUAUUCGUAAAGUCACACCCAGUUUAGAGUCUGUUCUGGGUGAUUAUGCAAAGUACAUCGAUCAGACAGCAGUGUAUCGUCAGAAUGGGACCCACUCUUUUAAUACACAGCCUUUUUUAUGGGAAGGCCCCGCUGAGUCCGCCCCGCUCAAGCGGAAUGUUCGCAGUGCACAACGGGGCAACACUGGGCUUCCUGAAGCUCGCAAGAUCCAGGACGAUAUAAACCAGCAGCAGCAGCAGCAGGUCGUCCAUGACAAUGACGGAAAACAAACCUCCCCAAGUCAAUCAGAUGUUACAGAACUACAGCCUCAGAAUCUGCAGGCGCCCACCACCUACUACACCACCUUCACCUACUACACCACACUGGUAGACGAAGUCGGUCUCGAGUAUGUCCAGAGCACUGAAGAAACCAUCACUCAGGUAGCCACACAUGGCAAUGUCAAUGACUUUACCAGGAUUGAUGAUGGUGGAGAGUCACUAGUAAAUAGUGUCCCAGUCCAAGCCAAAUUUACGCUGAAAGAUGCCAUUAUCCCAGGAAAACCUCGCCCAGUGCCUGACCCGGUGUUCAUAGAGCCUCCACCACCGUUUGGGCCGGUUGUUCGUUAUUUCGAGCCAGGGCAGGCGCUGACCCUGAGCUUUGUAGAGUUGCUUGCUGAAGACAAUCCUGAUAAACUGCAAGAGUCACAAGUAAUAAGGCGCAAAGUUCCCCCUCCAGGAAGUGGACACCUCAAUCCCCAACUCAUAAUUCAGCCCAGGCCAAAAGACUCAUCAAUUGGAGAUGCAGAUACUGACUCUCGGCAGAAGCCCCGCGUUGUUGUGCUGACCCGAAAGCGGCCGCUGCAGCAGACAAGGCCAGACGACCGUGUGAAAUCCAUUGUCACCCAACGCCAUCCAGUCAACCAGGUAAAGAGUGAUGAACCACCUACCACAGAUCCCACACCUAUGCCUCCUCUCAGUUCAGGAGCUCCAGUUGAAGAUAAUAUCCAAGCUGAGAACAUCCAGGAUUUCAUAGAUUUCCAGAAAAUUCCAACUCCAAAUGAAGCAACACAUGAGAUAAUGGAGACAGAAGAGCGGGAUAUUGAAGGGGAAGCAUCAGGAGGUGGACAGGGAAGCCGUAACAGAGUUCGUGUCACCGUCACCAGCCGGCGACGUGUGCAGGUAAGCAACACUGUGGGGGAAGACAAGACCAUGACGCAGCCUGGUGGUGGUCGACGUGUGGUAGUGACGCGCCGCUUGCCUCAACCUACUGUAGUGGCCAGCCCUUUACGUCCUCUGGAAGCCACAGUCAGCACAUACUAUACCGUCUACUCCUACCUUUACACUCUCUAUGAGAACUCCACUCCAUACUCCAUGUCAACGAGAGAGGUAACCGUGUCAAAUGAAGUACCACCCACUGUUAUCUCUGUGCUACCUACCUUCCAGACAGGCACAGCGGUUGACGGCUUUUACACACUUGAAACUGGAACUGCUAUAGCCACAUUAGGAGAGCGUGUCAUCAACUCACUUACUACACAAAUAUUUCUUGCCUCUGCCACCUUGGUUGAUCUUACUCCUGAGGAUAUAAAACGAAAUGAGGAAGCAAACCAGAAGUUGGCUGCCUCAGAAUCUCUAGACGCAGCCACUUCAUCACCUGUCAAACCCCCUGCCACCCCUGUCACUCUCCAAUCUUCUCUGGUAGAAGAUGAUUUUUCAUCCACAGACACUCCCUUCCUUACCACUAGCACUUUCAGAGCCACUCAAGUGAAAAUUGAAUCCUCUCAACAGAGAGAAAGGGAAGACUCAACACCUUUAUCUGCAGACAAUGUUGCUACAACUUUGCCUGAGGAACCCACGCCCUCAAGAGCUGGUGUCAGAGACAAUGGGAGAGGCACUAUCAGGUUCGCUGAUCCACGGAAGAGAGUCCGAGUUACUGUCACUAGGCGAAGGCCAGUCACCCCUGUUACUCAGGAUCCAUCAGAUGCGCUUAUUGCCGAUAUUCCCGAAGUUGAAAUUCCAUUUGAGGCUCCUGAGUUGGCCCGGGAGCACCCAGCCCUUGAUGACAUUCCCACAGAACCUGAAAUUCUGGAGACAGAAGUAACCUCCGAGUCCCCAAGUCAACAUGAGAGACCAUCUACAUCACCACCAUUCAGAUUCUCUCUUCCAGGUCCUGGAAGGCAUCCAGUUACGCCACCUUCACGUACAUCCACAUCACAAUCUCCUGAAGAAAAAAAAAAGGAUGCACCAAGAUUAUCUCUUGAGGAAGAUAACUUCUCUCCACGACCUUCUCCAGGUCAAGUAAGGUUUACACCAAGACCAUCUGAUGAAGAUAGAAUUAUUCCACGACCUUCUCCAGGUGAGGUAAGGUUUACACCAAGACCAUCUCCUGAUGAAGGCAGAAUCAUUCCACGACCUUCUCCAGGUGAAGUAAGGUUUACACCUAGACCAUCUCCAGAUGAAGAGAGACUGGCGUCUCGUAUACCAGAAGACGAAAAAGAACCUCCAAAGGAUUUCACAUUCAAAGAAGUUCAUGAAGAGCCAGGGACUGAGGCACCAAGGCCAACCCCAACUCCUACUCGUCCAACACGGCCUCCGAGAACGUCAAUUCGUCGAGACGACAUACCCAUCAUUCGUAGACCAAGCUUUGAGCGUCCGUUGCGUCCGUUUGUGACACAGGAAGACUUGGAGCCAACUACUCCAAGCGAGAAUCGUCUGAGAUUCACACCAGCACCAGAACCUGAGGUUAAGUUGAAGGCAUCUGAAGAUCCACCAGUCGAGGUUGCUACAGAACCCGACCUCACUGAGGGAGACUAUGCCUAUGAUGACUACUAUGAAGACUACUAUUAUGAUGAGGGACACCCAGAGUCAUCAGUGGCUGAUGAACCUGUGGAAGAUAAGGCCCAUGCACUUGACACAGCAGCUGAAGAUGAACACUCUCCCCUUCAUGAUGAAGCUGAACCACACACCAAAGCUUCUCCCACUGUUUCAAAACUGAAACCAAAGUUUGUGAGGCCAACACACUCUGGAGUCACAACAAGCGUGUUUGAUAUUACUGAUGCUCUGAAGCGUGAGCGAACACACACUAAAUUUGUAACGCCGUCACCACCGCGCACUCCAGCCACUCGACAGCACCUGACUCCCAAACAUAAAGAACAUAGACUGGCCUCUAAUGUCAUAUACAGUACCUUUACCAGCACAACUUACCUUCCUAUCCUGGGUGGUGAGCGCUCCAUCACCCUAACUAUCCUCACCUCCACCCUUAUUACUCUCGCUGAGGACCAGCUUCAUCUCAUCACUGAUUCUCCUGGACUGUUUGAUCCGUCCUUGGCUACACCGACGGCCUUGCCUACCCCCUCUGCCCCUCUGCCUUCUCUCGCACCUUCUCCUCCUGUGGUGAGCGACACCCAGACAGCUGUCAGCGACACGCUCUCUGAGGAAACCCACUUUACCUCACCUGCCUUCAGAAAAACUGGCAGUCACCUAGCACGGCCGGAGACCACCAGGGCUUUCGGGUUCGCCAGCGUCUCCCCGAGCAUUUUCUUAGGCUUACACCCGGGCAGGUCACUGCCUGUUGGUCGGGACUGGGUUCGGGUCGGUCGGUGGUUGGUUGGACGGCCUGAGUCUGUCCAGGUGGAGGGGACGCAGGGGCCCAGCUUGGGGGAGGAGCAUCACCUCGGGGCCCGCUUUAGCAUCGGCAGCCCUCACAGCUUGGCCACCAGGGUCAUGAGUAACGGCGUCGAGGUCAUUGUCGCUGGUGACAAGACUGCCUCGCCACUGCCUCACGAUCACCUAGUUACCAAUAAUUUCGAGAAAUUCCGACGACCCAUCACUCUACCGCCCUCGACCUUGUCUGACCACAUGCUCCUCUUCACGCCCACGGAAACUGCUCACCCCAAGGUGACCCAGCUGGCAGGUGGUGAUGAUGGUGCCUGCCAGACCACCACCUACUUCACCACCUACACCUACUACAACACCUUCCUGGCUGGCAAUAAACCUUUCGUGGUGACCAGCAAGGAGACUGUGGAGAACGUGGUGACUGUCCCCAUCCCAGACGCUAGCAACUACAUAGAGAGGACAGAGGUGACGUUCGACACUCACACUUACUUCACCACGCAAACCUUCACUCGCAGAGUGGAGCCCGACCAGCGGGUGGUGACCUCGGAGGAGGUUCUCACUCAGGUGGUUAUCACCGAGGCACCAUCGGUACAGCGAGCCACCUUUAUCCCCAAUAGGUCUUCACUAGUCAUCAAGACUUACUUCACUACCCUCACUUACUACACCACUGCAGUAACUGGCAUCACCACCCUGGUGAGCAGCAGCACUGUAGUAUCCUCAGAGGUGGUGACGGAGACAGCUUACAUGACAGAGUCUCCAAGUCUUGAUGUUGGUGACGAGUUUGACUUGAUGUCAACUCCCACUGUUGACCCAGAGGCUUCGUUUGACUACGAGGCUGCUGAUGAAGAUGGCUUGGUGCUGUAUGCCACCAUGACCAUAUAUACUACCCUCACCUACCUCACAACCAUUCUACAGGGCACCCGCACCAUCACUACAUCUAGGACAGAGGUUUCAUCAAAUAUCGUCACAGAAUCCUUGACUUCAGCCUUGAAUUCUGAGGAACUCAUCUCCUUUAGAAACUCUUACUUGUCCUGGCAGGUGACACCUACAGCUGUCGGCGCAACACAGCCACCAACUAUCGCUUAUGUCAAGCUCAGAGACAAUGUUUACAAGCAGUUGCGUACCUUCUUUACCACAUACACAUACUACACUACUCUUCACAACGGUGUCGUCAACUCAAGUCUUCAGACUGAGACGAAGGUGUUCACCUCUACCAUAAGCACCACAGGAAUCCCGGCAUCACUCCUCAUCACUCCUACAAGACGGUUCGAACGUCCUUCCUUUGAAGCUACUGCUGAGGUUCCUUCUCUAGGAGGAGGCGCUGGUGUCCAGCUUGACCCAUCAUAUCUAUCUUCACUGAGAAGUUCUAUUAUGGUGUCCAAGGCCACGACUGCACCUGCUGGCCCAAGCGAGGAGGAAGGUCUUCAGGCCACAGUCCAUGUCCAGGAGGGUGAUGCAUCCGGCACUUUUGUGGUGAGCGACUCCACUACUUCGGCCACCUUGUUAGUGCGACCCACUGAAGACCUCUCGACGUCAGUGUUGACCGGGCAGACUAUUGUUAUUUUUGACACCUCUUACCUCUCUUCUCUCAAGUCUUCUUAUCUGGCAUCUGUUAGUCCUGUCUCAUCCUCCCCCAUACUCCCCAUAAACCCGGCAGUUGUGUCGCAGUCACCCACAGUUAAUCCUGACAGCAGCCUCGCUGAUUCCUCUUCAUCUGUGGAAAUCUCUGCAUUAGAAGUCACAGAUACUUCCCUGCGCAAUGUAUCUGUCUUCCCAACAAGAGACGACCUGGUGGAUGAAUCGAGUGAUGUGCCACCCACCGACAUCCCUCCUGUUGAACCUGCAGUAAUCCCUAUUCGUGUUGAUUCUGCUGAUGCUGAAGUCUCUUCUGUAGGAUUAAGUAUGACCGGAUCCAACGACAAUGGCCUUAACUUAGAUCUAGGUCCGAUGUUUACAGCAGUGGCAGGUAUCAUACGCAAUAAUUUAAAUAACCACUUUAUCAAACCAAAGUCAGAUGACGAUAACCGAAGGAAAAUAAAUCCUCCACUUCUUCCCUCCAACACACUCAUUGUAGCCCAAAGGGAACCUCUGCUCAUUCCAGUUGGAGGAGUUGGAGCCUCCCUCAGCAGCACUAAUGACCGUACAGAAGGUCCAGAACAUGGCUUCAUCCCACUUAGACGGCCUGACAGUCCUCUUCAGGCAAGGUUUCCUGCAGAUGCUCACACGCCACAUAAAGGAUUUGCUGCUCCCAGCUUAAAUCCUGGCUUCAUUAGAAUUGCUUCUGAAAAUCCAGUAGCUGAGAAACCUAGUUUCUCACUCCCAGUCAACAUUGAUGAGAUGGAGGGUUUCGGCCCGACUUUCCUUCCUCCUAAAACGCAGUUGGGAUUCACUGCCAUGACAGUUGACCCUCUUGGUCCCACUCGGGUAUCGGUCAUUUCCGGGUCACCGACCAUUUUCUUUGGUGGUGUUGGUCCUAAUGACCUACCACCGCCAGGCCAGCCUGCCCCUUCACCACCUCAGGGACACAAAGUAGACCGAGAACCUGUUUUCAUUCUCCCAAGUCACCCGGUCCUGCAAGACGAGACGAGGCCAGUACCCGUGCCAAUUCGUGUGCCCCUACCUGGAGACAGAAAAUCAAUUCUCCUCAUAGUUCCCCCUAAAGGUUCUUCAGACCAAGUUGCAGCAGGAGAUACUCAAUCAGAAGUUGUGUCAUCAAGGUUUCCACCACAUCACCCUCAGCCAUCACGAGUUGGACCUCAGACCAUCGUCAGCAUUGAAGGUGACAAUCGCAUUGUGAGAACUCAGGUCAUCCCAGCCCACACUCCCAGUCUACAUCAACCACCGCCUAUCAUCGUGGCUCCUGCUCAUGGCGAGUUUGUGCUUCACUCCACAGUCGGUGUUGGUAUAAUUUCAGGACCUCCUGAAGACGAGCGUCCACAACCCCCACCUGAACUUGAGAGCACCGUCGUGUCUGGCUCGGAGACCAUCCUUAUGGGUCAUGGUAUCAACAGUGGCCGCACCACAGUCUUCAGAGGCUCCUCCACUGUCAUGUCCGGUGCCACUACCAUCUUUGGGCCACUGUUUACCCGCCCGGUUGCUAACAAUGAGCCAGAAGGUGACCUGACCUCAGUAGUGAUGGGGCCAGGAGGUACCAUCACCCGUUUUGUCACCCGGGUAGAAACAUCAGCCCGCACCAUCACUGCCACACACACCGAGGUAGUUUUCACUGAGGGAGUUACAUCCACGCUGACUCACGUGAUCCGCAGCACCUUGCCACUGCGAAUUAUCAUCUCUACCAUAGUGGGUACUGCCACCCGUGUCAGCUACAUCACUGCCACAGUUGGUGGUGCUGAGAUGAGAGACCCCACCACAUACCCACCUGGCUCACCCUUUGAUCCAGCCAACUACCCAUCCUUCCCUGUCGAUCCUCACACAGAUGAUUCUGAACUUCGUCUUCCUGGAGAUGCGGAAGUGGUGCUGAGUGAAUCUACUCUAGGUAUAGCAGAGGACAACGAGAUUAGCCGAGUAGUUGAGAGCAAGAGCCCCGACCAGGAGAUCAACAUGGGAGGUCCUCUCAGGGCUCCAGUGUCACAGUGUGAGCCUCAGUGCUCGGCUGGACGUCAUGAGGUGUGCAGGCUGGUACGAGGUGCUCAUACUUGCGUCUGUCGUGCAGGCUACUCACGCAAGAGUGAUUAUGACACCUGUAAACAAUCCCUCGCCUACAAUGUGCAAGUCCUGCUCGACAAAAUGAGUGGCAUCGACCUGGUGUUUGACCCUGUGCUUGACAACACCAGCCAUCCCAUCACGCAGGACCUCUCAGACAUCACUGUCCAUGGGAUCGACCAGGCCAUGAGAGGCUCCGGCCUCGGACCACGAUUCCAUGGUGCUACUGUCACUAAGUUCACUGAUGUCAAGAGACUAGCUAUGCCCGUCUCCGUAGAGCCAAUGGAACACGGGCUGGUAGUGGACAUCAAGGUAGAGCUGUCAAGGACAGAAGGAGAAGAAGAGUUCAAUGAUGACAUGAAUGAGUCUGUGGUGAGGGAGGCACUGGAACUAGCGCUGAAGGAUACCAACUACUCUCUGGGGGAUUCAGAGAUCGUCGCCAACAGGAAAGUGUCGGUGCUGGCCGCCGACGACUUCGACGAAUGUUCCCACGAAGAUCACAAUGAUUGUUCCAGCUAUGCUAACUGCUUCAACACCCCUGGUUCCUAUCUCUGUGCAUGCAAGGACGGCUUCAAAGAUAUGGAUGACAUGCCAGGAAGGCAAUGUGCAGUGCAAACAGAGCAGUGUGCCAGGUGUAACUUCCAGGGAGAGUGCGUCUCCAAGCCCGACGGCUCCAUCGGGUGCCGCUGCUUACAGUGGUUCAGUGGCGACCGCUGCCAGGUCAACCUCAGGGUUCUACUGAUAGUGUUGGUGACGGUGGGUUCCCUACUAGUGGUGCUGCUGCUGCUCUGUCUCGCCCUCUGCUGCCUCCGGGCCAGAAAAAACACCAGGAAUAAAAUGGGACAGAUGCCUGGCGCUCCCACCUUCCUGAGGGCUCGCAGCGCCGGCAUGUCCAGCACACUCGACCGUCGAGCCAUGAUUCACGAGACCUCUUCUGAGAGUUCCAUCGACCAUUCCCGGCUCCAUGCCACCUCCUUCAUGCCUCCAAUGAGCUACGAGAAGCAGGAGCGGCUACAUCGAGCCCCCAGGUCGGAGUUAAGUGUGGGACGACACUCUCAAGCGUCCUUCGCCGAGGACCGUUCUGUGGGGGUACACACCACCCUUCCUCCUGUGUUGAUCCCUCGUGUCAAGGGGCCAGCACCUCCCCGUCCAUGUGUAGUGAGUCGCGGGGAGAAUGGUGAACCUCGUGUCAUGAUUGGGGCAGAUGCUCGCUCCGACCUGGCUAGCUCUCAGCAGGCAUUCGUCGACCUGUUGGACCAGCCAGCUCCUGCUGCAGCAUUGGACAGAACCAGCAGGGAGAGCAUAGCAGCUGCUUCAGUCCACAGCAGUGCCAGGAUCAACCGGUCUAGAUCACACUCACGGGAGCAUCUGGCGAAUGCCUUCCUGCAUCAGCUGCAUCCACAGCCCCAUAUGGACUCCAACAGGUCUCACUCCACGGACAGGCUCCACCACAGCAACCACGACCUCUCUACAGAUAGACUCCACCACAACGCCCACAGCCACUCCACGGACAGGCUCCAUCACAGCAACCACGAUAAUUCCACGGACAGGCUCCACCACCACAGCAACCACGACCUCAACUCAGAGUUUGGGGUCAACUUUUCCUUUAGAGGAGAUGGUGAACGGACCAUGAGCAUGGCCCGCUCCUGCGAUGAGACCACAGUCAGAGCACCCAUCAGAAGUCUGCGUGCUGACAGCUUCUACUCUUCAAAGGCCCUGUCUUCUCAGCAUAUCUCUGACGAGCACCAGACCAUGGCUGAACGAGAUGGCGGCUCCACUGUCGUCUACCCACAGAUGGAACUGUAUCGUCCGGCGCGUGAUACUGACUCCCUGAGUGAUAUGAGCGAGCAGCACUCCAAGGUAACCUCCAGCAGAGCAACCUCCAGGAACUACUUCUCUUGAAGCAGACCUGCGUCUUCUUCGCCUCUCCCAGGCGCUGCUUACCCUUAACGGAAGGGAAAACGAGAGAAACAAAACAUGCAGAAUUCCGCAUUUGUUCCAACAGUACUAAAUAAUAUCUCUUCGUGUAAUACUGGACGUGAUCCUCAAGAGUUAAUACUACUGUAACUAAAAUAUUUACUUGUAUGAGAGGUUCAGAAAUGGUGCUGUUGACAAUUCCAUUCGCUGCCUGGCAGCUGGUACUAGCACACUCACCGAGGCUAUUUGGUCGAGCGAUGAGAGUUUGCAAAAGAUUAAGUAAACCAAAACUCCAGCAAUAGAAUAUCAAAAUCGAAAUACGUAUAGAUAUUUCAACAUAUUUUUUAAAACCCUUUCUGGAUUUCCUUUAUUCACUAUUGCACUCGUCAUCAGUCCAAGGCCAAGAUAUACAAUGGUCCAGUGUCAUGACGUUAAGCUUAUUUUUCCUCUGAUUUUCAGAGGUGCUGUUGUUCUUGACAGAUGUGUAGGAAGGCGAGAUGUGCCGUCCUUCCUGUCAUGGUGCAGGAGGGCGAGACGUGCCGUCCUUCCUGUCAUGGUGCAGGAGGGCGAGACAUGCUGUCCUCCCUGUCAUGGUGCAUAUCUUCUUAAAGCAAAAAAGGUCUCAAAUUGACUUGAGAAAUAAACUAGCAUUUGCUCAAGCAGCUUAAUAUUUAUUUAUUUUCAAUGC
Cherax quadricarinatus is the source of this 16456-nucleotide messenger RNA. The record is from RefSeq and is a predicted model, not a curated record. NCBI's taxonomy places the organism in Eukaryota, Metazoa, Arthropoda, Malacostraca, Decapoda, Parastacidae.